UUUUUAGCCUAAUCGAUAUUAUUAUUCAUAGCAUCAUGUCUGAUUUAAUCGAAAAAAAGAUAUUUCUACAUCAAAAUAAAAAUCGACAUAAUUAUAUCAUAUAAUAUUCACAAAGUUAGUUCAAACACACUCUUCAACUGCUAAUAAUACAAAACAAUUAUUGUCAACAGUAUUCGAAUAUGUUUGAAUAAGAAAUGAAAAAUAAGAUGAGAAAUGCGAUAAGAAUAACUUCUUUUGAUACAUCUGAUUAUGAAAAUAAAAGUGAAACAUAAAUAGAAGGAUUCGCUUUCAUUUACAUACGUGUAAGAACAUCGAAAUAACAGGACAAGGAAUACUGGCGCUGAUUUCAAGCCGUUACGUCCGGCUUCUUCCUCUUUUCCCGCGGAAACGGCGCUUGGUGCGGACACAGAAAUUGAAAGCUUUGAUAAUAUCCACCCAGAGAGUAUCGCGAAAAAGCGACUGCUCAAAUAAGAUAGGAGAAAGAGAAAUCCCGGGGCGGCAUCAAGUGAGGGCGAAAUAACUAUGAGUGCAUGCAACUGAUGAUGCUAUCAAUCUGAGAAGAGGUUUAGCAAAAUCGAACGCAACUUUGAAUCAACAUAGAAUUGUCGAUUCUGAUAAUCUGAGAGGAAGAGGAGGUCUGGGAGAAGCAUUGGGCGCCAGCGGAGCAAUCUUGGGAUCAACGUUAGCGUCGAUGCAGCCAACUCCAUUGCUGCGCAUCGGGUGCGUUACUACUAAUGAAGACGUCGUCGUCGAAGAAGUCAUCGUUGUGAAAGAAGGCAUCGUCAUCCAUAUCUGGCACAGCACAAUGAACUCGAUAAAUUAGUGUGAUAAACUAUUGAACAAAUUAAUUCCGGUAAUUCAAAAAUCUAAGACGUUCGAAUGCCGUGCAAACCGUCGCGGGUUAAGUGCGGGUGCGUUGUAUAAAGUAUCGCGUUCAAUUGCGGGAGUGUCGUGCAAAGUAUCGCGCGUCGAAAGUUUGUUGCAUCAUCGCGUGAUAUCCCAAUUUUGUAAUUGUAAUCGAGAAUAUCGUACCACCGAUGCCGACUAAGUGGGAUGUCUCAUUGAGACGUUGCCUAUGCAACGUUCUCAAGUCUUGUGUGUCGCGACACGAGAUAAUGCCGGUCGCGUACGUAUGUUCAUGUAUGUAUAUACAUGGGUUGCGCGAUUUUGAGCUUAGGCUCAAGUAUCGGCUGAUUGAGGUCACGCUCUGCCUCGACAAAUGGUUCGAUCCGAAUCGAUAGGAGUUGGGUCGAUCGUCUUGGAAUCGUCGCUAAUGAGUCCCUUCUCUUGUACCGUCAGCAAUAUAUGUAUCGCAUUGAGAAGAGUUGACUGGAUUAAUUAGGCCCGAUUUUCGCUCGCUAGAGAAGUUGAGCUCCCAUUUUCUAAGUUGUCUAGAUUGUUAACACUUAUCAAAUGGGUAUCUUCUUUCUCGAUGCGUCUCCCUGCCUUUUGAUAUCACCUGUGGUAUAGCACCCUGGUGUCUCAUCUGAAAUCGUGCCUAAUCAAAUUCAAGUAAACCUGAGAUGCGAACAAGAGUCGAGCGAAUUUCAUUCUCGUCGAUCUCAUUCGAUGGAAUCAAUCUUCUUUUGAUUUGGAUUUAACCCUUGCUCGAAGAUAACGUUGAAUUCCCGAGUUGUCGGCUCGUUGUAUGAUUCUCGCGCGAAAUGGGAUAUUAUUCGCGAUCGCGAAAUUCGGGAGUGCCAAGUAAAGUGUCGCGCGUUUUAGUGCGGGAGUGUCGUUAAAAGUAUCGCGCGUAUAAAUCAAUGGACUUUGACAACGGAUGAUUCUGACUAAUCUGAGAGGAGGAGCAGGUCUAGGAGACAUCAUCCGGCGAAGACACCUUGGGAUUAACAUAGAGACAGCUAACGAUCCAGACAACUGAGAGGAGGAGGAGGUCUGGGAGAGGCAUCGGGCGCCAGCGGACCAACCCAAAGAUCUACAAGGUUCGAGUAGGCAACUCCGCUGUGCGUCGGAUGACAGGGUGCCGGAGAGUGCAAAAUUUUCCAAGGUAGUACGCGUGAAUACAAGAGAGAAAGAAUAAUGCAGUAGGUGAAGACAAGACAGAUUGAACAAAGAUUCAAGUGGGAGUAAAACGAUACGACUCGAAGAGAAAGAAGAUGAGAACGAGAUUACAGAAUCACAUGUGAGGAAGACGGGAUGAAUGAGACGACUGAGAGAUAGUGGAUCAAGAGAGCAGGAAAAGUAUUGGUUCGUUCAUAGAUGAAGGGUGAAGAAAAUAACAAAAGAGAAGACUAUCUACACUGGAAAAAGAAUACAUUAGUUCAAAAUGCAAAAGGGAGGAAUGCAUAGAAACGAAUGCGAAGUAAAUAGGGAAUCAGAUCGACGUCAGAGCAACGAAGAUAGUUGAAGAACGAAGGAUCAAGCGAGAUGAAAAAUAAGAGCGAAACUACGUGGAAGGCAACCUGUGAAUCGGAUAAACGAAGAACGCGCUUCGACGAGUGCGAGAAAGAUAAAAAAGUCCGAGAAGUUAAGGGAGAACUCGGGAUUGAGAGAGAAAAAGAGAGAAACAGAAGGAGAGAGAAAGGGAUCGAGAUAGAGCUUCGCAGAUAAAAGAGGGGGUGCGCUUUCCCGCGAAGGGUGAGAGGAAAAAGGCCAGGGUGGGAGAGCUAGCUACCACCGCACAGCUACACCCACGGUGACGGUCGAGGCGGAUCUCAGUCGUCCGCGCACCCUCGAACGGUGAGGGUGGUCGUGCUCGGUGGUGAAUAGUAUCCAUCUCGUAGCUUUCGCCGCUGCCAGCACCAAGUGGUGCGAGCCACGUCACACUUCGCCUGUUUCAGCUGACCUCCGAUCUGUGCAACGUUUCCCGCCGACGUCACAGCUGUGCGGGCAUUCGACCUUUGGCGACUGACAAAGGAAGCAACGAAGCGUGCACACAUCCGAUCGUCAUCCCCGUAGUUCUCCCGAGCAUUGAUUUUGCUGCGCCAAUCAAGAGAGCUCGGCCCGCGCGCUACUGAAAAGGAGACAGAACGAGAUAAAGCCCGGCUAGUCGGAUCGGAAUCCAACGACUCGUGUAACUCCGCUGGAAUCGAAAGAAUUGAGAGCAAUUAAACAUCUGAACAAUGUGAGAGGAAUAUAUGGACGGACACCAAACAGACUGUGUAGAUUCGGCGAAAUUACGAACACGUGGCGAGACGUGAAGCGGGCGUUGAGCCUGCUGUGCGUAAAGAAAUUUUCCGGCAGCGCAACAAUGCUGGAGGCGCCGCCUGGAAGUCGCGAAGAUCUCGUAGAGGCGGCAACAACUCCAUGUACACCUACUGAUCUGGACACAAUGCUGUAUGGUUACACUAACGGCAUAUAUGUGCUGGACCACACGCCUGAAUCCUUGCCGGACAUGGAUAUGCUGCAACUGUUCGCGUCUCCGGCAGGUCGAGCGCUGCUCACGAGCGACAAUCGGCCAAGGGGAUCGACAUCGACUUCCUCCUUGUCUCGAGAAUCCUCGUCGAGGCUGAAGGGCGGCAGGAGAUCAUCGGGCAACGGCACAGUUAGCGCACCAACGUCACCACCAAGACGACGAAAGUCAAGCGCAGAACUUUAUAAAGAGGCGGUUGAGAUUCUCGGCCUCACUUGCUCACUAACCGAUAGUUGCCGAUGCAUCGAUUGCCAGAGCAACUAUUUCGACUGCGAAGACGAUUGUGCCGACGCCGGUACAGAAUUGGCUGCAGGCACUCCUAUUUUAUUGGACCACGCUCUGUCGCAUCAUCUGACUGUGUGUUCCAUACAGUAGCAGGCGACCAAGCAGACAAAGACUUCGAAAUCGGCCCUCUGUUAAUCCGCUCUGCCACAUGUUCUAGAAGAGGAAGAUGACGUUAUUGGCGUGUCGACUUCUUUCGACAAUUGCACAACAUUCGCGUUAAAAUCAGCAGCAAUCAGCGAGACUGAGAGCGGACAGAGCGGCAACGAUAUUACAUAACAAUCGAAUAUAUAACGGAAAAAUGGAGUCGUUUAUUUUUUGUUCCAUAGAGUUCACGCAAACAUACAUGCGCUUGACAAAUAAUUUAUCUAACAAUUAAACGAUUGGACGAUUAUUUGCUCAACACGUAUAUAUCGGACAAAUGCAGAAUUGGUCUUUGCAGAAAAAUUUUCAUCCAAACACAUCCGAAUACAAUUAUUUCGUAAUAAUACACCAUGAAUAUCGACGAAUUUAUAAAGUAAGUGAUUAUAGAGUUGAUCUUUGAUACUAUUAUUUAAAUAUGUUUCAUAUUUUUUUUAUCUCAUAUUAUUUUAGUAACACAACGACUUUUAUAUUUGUAUUUUCGAAAAUUCAAUUCUCAAAAAUUGCGUUCAGAAACGACGAGAAAGUACGGUUCAAAAAUUAGAUAAAUAAAACUAUGCCAAAUAGCGCCAAAUUUACGAUAGGAUAUCUUAAUUAAUAAUUAGCUUGCGCCGCGUUUCGUCAUCCAUCGGAUAAACGUAUCGAUACUAUUUAAUCGAAUUGCCCACACAUGCGCGGUAUAUGAAUUCUAUAUUAUAUACAUACAUGUGUAUACAAACGUGCAUAUUAUAUUUACACUAUAUGUUUUAUUAUUAAUAUUUACGUAAGAGUUUAGUGAAAUACGAUUGUGGAACAGUGCUCGUAGAGAGCUAGAUAAAAAAAGAUGAUUCAGACGGUGGAAAUUAAUUUGUUCGAAAUUAUAGAUUUUACAUACGUGUCAUGCAGUUCAUUAUAUGUCUGAUUAAGUCUUCUAAAGAAUAAAUCUUCUUCUAUCGAGAACUCUUCACGUUGAGUUAAGAAGGUGCAAAUAAUGAUAUAAAUAGGUAUGCAUAUAUACGAGCAGAAGUUUCCUCAAUCUUCAGAAUUUGCAUUGCGCGAAAAUACAAUGCGAUUGCAUGUAAAACAAUUUAUCGGACAUUUUUCAUCGUUAUAUAAGCGUAGUUCUCGUAAAACAAUUAAAUAAUAAAUUAUAGAAGAUUGAGGACUCAUAUACAUCACUCGUAGCAUAUAAUUGUAAUUGUAAGCGAUGUAACGAUAACCAAAGUGUUAGGCCUGAAUUACGUUGCGCACUUCGAGUUGAAUGACGCAAAUAGAGAGGUAUGAAUGAGAGCAAGCAUCGUUCUUGCCAUGGAGGAAUUAAAAAAAAGCUUAACAAUAUACGAAAGCAGAAUUUUGAAGGUCAAGUGCCAAAUAAUUCGUUGCUAAGCUUGCCAGAUAAAUAAUCGAAUUGUUAAGAAAACUAUCGCGUGUAUGUUGAUUAAAACGUUACGCUAUAUAUUCGAACACUCCGAUAAAAUUUUAUACUAAACUGGAAAAAAAAUAUCUACUUCCAGAUUUAAGCUAUAGGAAUCUGCGCGAUAAACAUUCUGCUCGCAAAACUUUUCGGCAUUAAAAGCGUGUAUCAAAUUUUUAAUUUGUUGAAUAAUAUGUGGCAUUUUAUUGAAUCAUCGCAUUUUAUCCCUUAAAUGUAAUUAUAUAAUACUGUAUCUUUUAAACAUUUUGUAACUUAUGAGAUUUUUAAAAAGUAAAAAAAGUUGAAUUCUAAGUUAUUUAUAAAUACAGGAAUAUUUCUAGAAAAAAAUUUUAAACAAAAGAUGUUUCAUAAUUGAUGAAGAAGCUACUAUUAUACAAUUUUUAUGAAUUUCAUCCGAUAAAACUUUUAUUAUUGCCUAAUUAAAUACGAUUCAACAUUUCGAAUUCGAUAUUUAAAUAUUUUAUUACUGUUAAUUGCAUUUGAUGCGUUAAUUAUUCGUCACGUAAUUCUGUGUUUCUAAUUUAAAUUUUUAUCUCUAUUAUUUAUAGAUCCGUGUAUAAGUUCGUGUGGUAUUAUAAGGUCUAGAUGAGACAAAUCUAGUCUUUGCUCGUUCAAAAAACGUUUUUGCGUAAAAGCAAAUGUGAGAAAUUCAUCAGAACAAAAUAGAGCGCGAUAUUUUUAUCUUUAGAAUUUUAUAAUUUUGCAAAAAUCUGCAAUUUUACUAUCGUCUUGCUAUCGUCAUGUUUUGCAACAAAAUACUGUCGAUAGUAAACAUAAUAAAAAUAGUUAUGACGACCUAGCCAGAGUCAGUAAUGUCAAGAUUCUUCUGAUUCGCGAACCAAGUAGGUUUCGUGUUCUUCUUAAACUAUACGCGAUUUAUUAUCAUUGUGGUUAAAAUCAUGAAAAUAGAGAAUCUUUCUGAAAAUAAUGUAAUUUCUUUUCAGAUAUAUGUGAAAAAAGGCACAACUCUGCGAAAUCGUCACCGGAGAUAAAGUAACUGUCUUUAGUGAUCGAACUUUUCAUUGGAAAGACGUUCUAAAAACAAAGCUAUAGAUUUUAUACAAAUAUCAUGUAAAAUUAAAGUAGUAUAGGUACAUGCAGAAUCAUCAUCUUAAUAUAAUUUUCGUCAGCUACAAAGAAAAGAUUAAGAAUUUCUCAUUUCGAUGACGUAAUGAAGAGAUUUCUAUUAUGUUAGAAAGUGUCUAAAAUAAAUGAUCGAUUAUCCCAGAUGGCAUUUUCUCCUCCGUGCAUUAAUGGUUGAUUGAUCAAUAGCAGCGAACACCAGAUGACAUUUCACUGAUGUACCUUUUUUCACUUCAAGAUGAUUAUUUAUCUUCAUUAAGAAGGCGUGUGACAGCAAAGUGUUGGUAUGAUUGAGAUAUUAUCAGUAAUGUUAUUAGGUAUAGAUAAGAAGAAAAGGAACAAUCUUUAAGUAGAUGUGAAGUGGGAGAAAGCCACGAAAUCAAAAACUAAUUCUUAUAAUUAAUAUAUCAAUUAAGAUAUUCUGUAAAAUCUAAUUUUUGUUUCAAAUUUUUGUAGACGACGUCGCAUAUAAAAAUUUAUUAUUGUCAUGUGUAUACAUUUAAAGAAUAUUAUUAUUUUAAACAUGUUUAGUAUAAAAUUAUGUUUACUACUUUAUUAAUUAAAUAUACAUAAUAUUGUAUUAUUGCUUGUAGAUAUAUAAUAUAAUUAAUAUUUUAUUUAAUAUUUUGGGCUUUCUUCCGCAUACAUCCGCAGUCAAUCAAGUUUUAGAAUGCACAUCCGUUACGUCGGAUUGGCUUCUUCUCAUCGACGAAAGUAACAGCGCAAUUAAUAAUCUUUUCAAAUAUAUUCGAGAGUCGCGAGAAAUCUCGCGAGGGUAUGUAACGCAAAAUCUGUGGCUUCUAACCAUUUUAUAGUAAUAUAAAUUGCGAGGAAAAGUACGAGAAGGAAAUCCUCGCGAAGAGUCGCUACGGCGUACUCUUGAAUAAGAGAGACUAUUAUUAAAGUACGAUACAAUAUACUUGACUCUCGUUUUAAUA
Molecule: messenger RNA, 7231 nt
Organism: Cataglyphis hispanica
Lineage: Eukaryota; Metazoa; Arthropoda; Insecta; Hymenoptera; Formicidae
Exons: 16
Coding region: 3212-3748 (178 amino acids)
Source: RefSeq, a predicted model, not a curated record